Molecule: messenger RNA, 1035 nt
Organism: Trametes versicolor FP-101664 SS1
Lineage: Eukaryota; Fungi; Basidiomycota; Agaricomycetes; Polyporales; Polyporaceae
Product: Aldo/keto reductase
Exons: 13
Coding region: 1-1035 (344 amino acids)
Source: RefSeq, a predicted model, not a curated record
AUGGCUCCGAAGAUGGAAUAUGUUCGCCUCGGGAACUCGGGCUUGAAGGUCUCCAAGAUCAUCCUCGGCUGCAUGUCCUACGGCUCUCCCGAGUGGCAGCAGUGGGUCCUCAAUGAGGAGGAGGGCAUCAAGCACAUCAAGUUCGCUUAUGAACAUGGCAUCACUACCUUCGACACUGCCAACGUAUAUUCGAACGGCCAAUCCGAGAUCAUCCUCGGAAAGGCAAUCAAACAGCUUAACCUCCCGCGCGAAGAGCUCGUGAUCAUGACCAAGCUUUACGCUGCUGUGCACCCUGACCCUUCCGUCUUCACUUUUGCGAAGAGCGACGAGCAACUCGCGGAAUUGGGCAUUAUCAACCAGCGUGGACUGAACAGGAAGCACAUCUUCGACAGCGUGAAGGCAAGCUUGAAGCGGCUUCAGGUCGACUACAUCGACCUGUUCCAGUGCCAUCGCUUUGACUACAACACCCCCAUCGAGGAGACAAUGCAAGCACUUCACGAUGUCGUACAGGCGGGCUACGUCCGGUACAUUGGAAUGAGCUCGUGCUAUGCGUACCAGUUCCAUCAGAUGCAGAACUACGCGAUCACGCACAACCUCACGCCGUUUAUCUCGAUGCAAAACCACUACUCGCUCGUCUACAGGGAGGAGGAGCGGGAAAUGUUCCCCACGCUCAAGCACUUCGGCGUCGGCUCCAUCCCCUGGUCCCCACUCGGGCGUGGAAGGCUGACUCGUCCUCUCGCCGCCGAAACCAAGCGCGGGCAGAGCGAUUGGUUCCUGAAGAACUACGACAAUUCGGCCACGGAGAACAUCGUGAACCGCGUCGAGGAGCUGGCGAAGAAGAAGGGCGCUAGCAUGGCGCAAAUCUCACUCGCGUGGAUCAUGGCUAAGCCUGGUGUCAGUGCACCUAUCAUCGGCACGACGAAUCUGUCGAACCUCGAGGACAUUCUCGGCGCUCUGGAGGUGAAACUGACCGACGAGGAGGUGAAGUACCUCGAGGAGCCGUACAAGCCGGUGGCCAUCUCCGGGCAUUUCUAA